GUUAAAAGUUGAGGAAGCCAGAGAAGUUCAGAGCCUCAGAAAGCGACCCAAUGGGGUGAGUGCCGUAGCUCUGCUUGUGGGAGAGAAGUUGCAAGAAGAAGCAACACUUGUGGAUGACCCAUUUAAGAUAAAAUCUGGGGGAAUGGUGGACAUGAAGAAGCUGAAAGAAAGAGGCAAGGACAGGAUUAAUGAAGAGGAAGAUCUAAACUUGGGAACUUCCUUCUCAGCUGAAACCAACAGGCGGGACGAAGAUGCUGACAUGAUGAAGUACAUUGAGACGGAGCUGAAGAAGAGAAAGGGAAUUGUGGAGAAUGAGGAGCAAAAGGUGAAUCCUGAAGUAGACCUCGGAAUUGACGCAAAAAUAAAAAACAUCAUCUCAACUGAAGAGGCCAAGGCCAAGCUGCUGGCAGAGCAGCAGAACAAAAAGAAAGACAGUGAAACUUCCUUUGUUCCCACAAACAUGGCUGUUAACUAUGUCCAGCACAACAGAUUUUAUCAUGAGGAGCUAAAUGCACCAGUGCGAAGGAACAAAGAAGAGCCAAAGCCCCGUCCACUGAGAGUGGGGGAUACGGAGAGGCCAGAACCUGAGCGGUCUCCUCCAAAUCGCAAACGUCCACUCAAUGAAAAAGCAACAGAUGAUUAUCACUAUGAGAAAUUCAAGAAGAUGAAUAGGCGAUACUGAUGAACGUGGACUGAAGUCUUGGCAGUUGUUCUUGUUUUCCACUAAUAAAGGAUUUUGUGUCAAUGACCUGAAUGGAGUUGGGGAGAGUCACUACCUUCACAUGCUGGUGUUAUCUACAAGGCUUUUCUUGUGAUUUUUGUAGUGAAUCAGUUUGCAGGUGAUUGUGAACUCAGUUGGUAAAAUAUUGUACAUAACUUAUUUUCAUUUAUAAAACUUCUUUUAUAAGAACAUGAGCUUUUAUGGUUGUCGUGUUUUAGUGAGAAAACAAACUUGCUUUUCAGAUUCUUUCACCCUCUUA
Molecule: messenger RNA, 980 nt
Organism: Cariama cristata (Red-legged seriema)
Lineage: Eukaryota; Metazoa; Chordata; Aves; Cariamiformes; Cariamidae
Gene: CUNH9orf78
Product: chromosome unknown open reading frame, human C9orf78
Exons: 9
Biological process (GO): mRNA splicing, via spliceosome
Cellular component (GO): spliceosomal complex
Source: RefSeq, a predicted model, not a curated record